GUUCCGGGGCAGGCGCCGCCGGCGGUGGCCGUUGCCCGGGGGAUGAGCUCGGAGAAGGGGAACGUGUCGCGCACGCGGCCCCAGCGGUACCAGAACGUGCGCGCCUUCAAGAACGACAAGUACGACACCAGCGCCCGGCGUAAGAAAAUAAAUGCUAAGCUUCAUGAUGGAGUGUGUCAGCAUUGCAAAGGUAUCUUGGAGUGGCGGGUAAAAUUCAGCAAGUAUAAACCACUAUCAAAACCUAAAAAAUGUGUGAAGUGCCUACAGAAGACUGUAAAAGAUCCUUACCAUAUUAUUUGUCGACCAUGUGCGGGUAAACUAGAAAUUUGUGCUAAAUGUGGAAAAGAGGAGGAAAUAGUAAUUCCGAUUGAUAAAGGACAAGACAGAACUAAGAGCGCAACUACUAAAAAUGGGCAAGAGAGCAGUGGAUUGGAGGAUGAGCUGGAUUCUGAUACAAACUUCAGUAGUACAGACGGUGAUGAAGAUUCUGAUGUGCUUGAAGAACAAUUUAAAAAUAUGAAUUUUGAAAGGACAGAGAUCUAAAAGGUUGAGUUUAUGUGAGAGACCAUAUGUAAUCAAAACUGGUAAACCAAGAUUUACCUUAAACUACUUUGAAAACCUGAUUUGAUAUCUGAGGUCCUUGAAAGUAAAUGUUGGCAGUAUGUAUUAUGAUGCUCGUCAGGGGUUUUGUAUAAAUAUAUAUUUUUUUUUGUAUUAAGAGAAAUAUUUCUUGUGAAAAGAUUCGGAAAUUGAAUCUUUAAGCACAGUUGUUUCUUGCAUACACGUAAUAACUUCCUGUUGCUCUGGAAUAAAGCCUCUACGUGUAAUUGUUCCAAAUUCAAUAUUACAUGACUGCUGUAUUGCCACUUGAAAAGCAACGUGCAAGUUGAGAGUAAAUACAGAGUCUUGUCAUAAAAAGGAAGAGCUAAACCAGCUGUAAUCGAUUGCUGGAGGAAGAACUUGCAACAUCUGUCAAUGAGUUUCCAAACAGGGUCAAAAUACCAAGUGGUCAUUACCCUUAUGCCUGUUGUUUCUUUUCUGUGCAAAAAAAGAGGACAUAAAUGUCACCAGCAGUACAGUUCAUGAGCAGUUAGUGCUUAUUUACCAUAUGUAAGUAUGCAUUAUAUAUUUGUGACCUUGUUACUACCUAUGUUUUGAAAAGAAAAAAACCUGAAGACUUUUUAGAAUUUCUCAUGACGAGUCUCACGCUUUCUUUUCCUUUGACUGCAGAUCUAAUGUAGUUUACUUUGAUAUGAAAACACUUGUGUAGUGUAGUGUUGCUUAUAUAAUUACUCUCUUCCUGAUUUUCAGUUCUUCCUAGGGGUUAUUUCAAUGUAGAUUAAGCUACCUGAAUUUACAGUAAAUAUCUGUUAGGGCAUUCAGGCUGGUUUGAUUUCUUUUGUAUUGUCUGCUACCUCUAUAAAUAAAGCUGAAAAUGUCCUUUUAGUAAUUAAAUGGUUUAACGUAUUAGGAUAUAUAUGCCAUUUUUACUAACUGCAUAACAGCUACACAUCUGCUUAGGUGUUCUGGCUGAUUUGCAGUAGUGGGCACAGAAAAAUUUGAUUCCCAAACUACCUUCUACAAAUUAAUUGUGAAUGACUUCAGCUCUGGGAUUAUUUUCCCCCUCCCCCAAUGGGAAGAAUACUGAAACUUUAUCCUUUGGGUAGAGAUAGCCACCCUGUGGCUGCUGUAGUUGACCUUAAUUUUAAAGAAAAUCUAGUUACCAAGAUGUGGAGUACUAAGACAUUCCAUCAGGCAAUAGCCUAGAAACUGUUCUGACUUAGAGGAAAACUUUUUUAUUUAGUAUUGACAAUAACAGGCAGCAGCAAAAUUCUUGUAAUCAGUAAUGGGGCAGUGAGCUCUUACAGUUUUUUCUGAAUUGUUUAGGUGCUUGUCACUACACAUAAGGCCUUAAGAAUACGCCUUUAAGAAAAAUUAUAUUUUACUUAUUUAGAUAUGUCUUUCACUUUUUAUAUUGUACAUUAAAACACCCUUUUACCUUUUCUAAACUAUUUGUAAGUUUGUAUCUUAAUAUCUAAAACAAUCUUUUUAAUGAUCUCUAAGGGCUAGUAGUCUGCUUGGUUUCUUUUUUUGUUGUUGUUUUGUUUUUUGUUUUUGUUUGUUUGGUUUUUUUUGUUUAUUGUUGUUGUUCCUUUUCCAUGCUGCCCUUCUGCAGCUGAAGAAUUAAAUUCCCUAAGAUUAUUUUAAUUUUUCAGUCACAUGUAGGUCUUUUGUAUAGGUAGAUUUUUGCCAAGCAUUCUGUGGUGACCACUAGCAGUAAAUUAUUGAAACACAUUCUGCUGGUCUACUCUCUUCCAUGUUGUGAUGCAUCGUGACUUUUGUGGCUUUUCACUUAGACAAAGUUUAAAGUUCACUAAGUGUUUGGGUGGUAUUACGUUUCCUCCUGGGGUUGCUUAUUACGUGGUUGUUUGCAGUCAUAAAGGACUGGAACUAAUGAAGCAAACAACCUAUCUCCUUUCUCUGCCCAUUCUAUAAACAUGUUAUUUAUAAGCUAAACCACUAGUUUUGUGAUUAAACAUACCAUUUUUUUUACUUAACGGCAACUAAUAAAACCCAAGAAAUUUAGAAGUUUAAAAUUUGUAGAAGGGCGAUGGUUUGUGUUGGAAGAGUCAGUGAAGCUGCAAAGCACCAAGAGAUGCUUAGUGGCAGAAAAGGAGGUUGUUUGGUGCAUUUAGAAAUGACUGGAAAUUGGUGUGAAGGUCAUGUUGAAUUGACAGAUAAAUCCUCCCAGCAGGAUUGCAGUGACGUCUGACUUUGUGUGACAUCGCCUGUUGUCCUGCCAGUUGACGUUGAUAAAGACAGUAAACACAGAACAUCCCCCAUACGCGCUGCAGAUGAUGGGGCCAGGGGUAAAGGGGAGUUAAUAAGUAAUCUGGAGUUAGCUUCAGAAAGGGUGUCUCUGGAGGGGAAACCACCAGUGUCAUCAAAAGUGAACUUGGCUUUUGAAAGUGACAUACGUGUGGGAAGUGUUCUUCCACUCGGAAAAAUUAGGUAAUGGCCUAGCCCUUUCCCCAAAGGUGAGAGGAAAUCCUGAAAUGACAGGAAACCAUGUCAUGGAACUGGCAGGAGUUGUAUAAUGAGAAAACAAGGGGAAGGGCUCUCUUCUCAAAGUGAUGACACAACUUGUCAGUACCACGGAAGAGCAGUGUCAGACAGAUAAGCAUCAUGUAGCAGCAAAGUACAAAGGUUAGGGAAGGUCCUCUGUGGCUAACAUCUUCACACAGCUGGUGCUCUGUUCAGAGUCCAGGAGGGCACUUGACACUUCAGGUGAGGACGCUUUGCUGUGGGUGAGCACAGCUGCAGUGGUGCCUGGCUGCUGUUAGUCCAGCCUCUCUGAAGACAGCUCUGGAUUCCAGCAAGCGUUCUGUCUUUGGUUGUAGCUGCGGUUCAAGGACAGGCUGCUGGAAAUGAUUGCUGCAACUCAAACAUGCACCAUGGUGGUUGUGAGUCAGCUACCGAUAUUGCUAACUUGGAGGUUGGGCACAUUUGCUAUUAUAGGAAAAAGAGUUUGCAUUUAUUGAAGACACCUUUAAUGGGAAUAAAAGGAACAAUUUUAGUUUUCUUGUUUAAUUUUGGCUGAAAUUAGAACAUACUGGCUGAAAGUAGAACAUACUGGAAUUACAGUAAGAGAUUAUUUUUUGUAGACUUUUAAAUAGUAGGUCUGUAUUGCUAGGGAGUUUUUUUGUGAAGAAACUGUUGAACAGAGGAUUAUGCAGGGGCAGAACCCUUUAAACUCUGAUCUUCAAUAAAAUUGUAUCUAUAUGAGAAAAUAAUAAAAAAAAAAAAGAAGGAGGGAGAUCAGAAGCCAUCAAAGAGAUUUCUGAGACAAUCUUUAGGUUAGCUUGAGAUGUGGAAAGGUUUCUACCUCUUCUUUCACAAAGAAGAAUGAGUUUGUGUUUGUAAACUUCAAAAGAGGGGAACUAAGUAUGCCACCAUGCUUGCAGGAUAUUGAGAUGUAGGGUCAAGUAUGACUGAUUGGGAGUUCCAAGAAUUUAACUGAACCUUGUGAGUCCUUACAGAAUACACUACUGAAGAAGAGAAUGACAGAUGUUAAUAAUUAGUCAUCUGAAGAAUAAAGGAGAUGUAGUGAUGCUGCUGACACAGUUGGAUUCCUGUUAACUGAUUGUCCUUAGGAGUGUUACCAGUUCUCAUUUAGUGUGACUCAACACUGACAGUAAUUAAUUAGAUAAUGGACUGUCAGCAGACAUGCAAGAUGAUUCUCACUUCACAAGAGGAAAUGCUUAUCAUAGGCUUGAGCUGUCAGAACUUGUCACUGUUGACUUGUACAGGUUUCCGGAAAAACAAUUCCCAUAUGUAGGGAUUUCUUAAGAUGAUGGGGAUUCAUUGCAGUAGGAGGAGAGUCCAGUAUGGACACAGUGCUGCCUCCUAGCAUAAAUCCGUAGCAGUCUUCUCUGUCCAAGUUCACAGGCAUCUCUGAAACAUCCUAUUAUCAAAUGGUUUGAAUUAUCGGGCUAUACAAAAAACACUGCCCAGUGAGUUACUUCUGGUUUCGCAUGGGCUGGGCUCUUCUGUUCUCAUCCUGGCUGCUGAUUAAUCAGUAUUCCUCUAAAGUACUAAAAUAAUACCAGCCUCUGAAGGUUUAUAGAACUACUGGUUAAUUAGGAAAAGGAUGGGUUGUUUUCUCCCUAUAAUGGGCACGUACUUGGAUGCUGAGAUGCAAAUCAUAGCAUUAGCAAGGAAAAAAAGGAAAAUAUAGCAGGUAAUCAAAAGUGAGCCACCUUGUAACCCUCUAGCCCUACAAUUAUAUGUGUUUUCUUUGUUCAGGAGUUCUCACAAGUAAACGGAUGCUGGUGGAAAAUGCAAAACUACCUCUGCUUAUAGGAAGCAUCAGGCUGACUUACAGAGUUAAUGAGGAAAGGAUUUUAAGUAGCACGGAGAGACAUUCUUAAUAAUCAGAUGUUUAGGGAGCUGGUCAUGCACACUGUCAGCAUCUGUUUCACUUCAUUCUUCUGCCUACCUUUUAUCUGAAAGCUAUUAAAAGACAAAACUGUAUAAGAAAGUAUGUGCACUGCAUACAUGCUCUCAUCACAUCCAUGUAAAGUAGGGUUUCUAAACCUCAGAACAGUUGAAAGUACUCUAGUAUUUGAAGUGAGGUAGAUCUGUCUAGAGAUUAACAACAUGUUCUCAGACAAAUCACCUAUAGCAGACUAGAAAUGAAAUAUUUGGUGUAUUUUGGGUAGCAGAUUUUCCUGAGGGACCUCUAAAACAGUAAAGAUGCAAUCAUGCAGGAGUUAUCUUUUUUCCUACUGAAGUCAGUGAGAAAACAACUGUCUGUAAUAAUAGGGAUAGGACUCAUAAUUCAGUCAUGAAUUAGAAGCUUGAAAACAGGGCCUGAAGACCACAUCCACAUUCAUAUUACCUGAAUUUCACCUAUGUGUAGCAUUUGUACUUCCAUUCACCUUGAUAUAGCUUUAGAAACCCAAGCUAAAAGGAUCUGUUGGAGUGCUUUAAAGCACUUCUAUUAUUAUAUGAAACCAAGUAUUUUAAUAUUCUUCCUAAAACUGCAACACAGAAGACCAUGUUUUUGUACAAAAUCAUAUGGAUUAUGCAUGUUCCUGAAUGGCAGCACUCAGUUGAAAUUUCUGUUUUUAGGACAGCUUGCAUUUCUAAGUCUCACGUUUGUCACAGACACGCUCCUUGUACUUGGCUUGCAGUUCCCUGAAUCUUACCUGAGCAAGUGUGACACAAUGUGUGAAAAGAAUCUAUCGCAAGUAUCCAUAGUUUACAUAUUAGUAUAUGUAGCAGCACUGAAACUUGUAGCAUUUAUUAAAUCAGUAAUUGCAAACUACA
Calidris pugnax (ruff) is the source of this 5832-nucleotide messenger RNA. RefSeq names its product chromosome unknown open reading frame, human C9orf85. The record is from RefSeq and is a predicted model, not a curated record. The coding region runs from base 43 to 543 and encodes 166 amino acids. NCBI's taxonomy places the organism in Eukaryota, Metazoa, Chordata, Aves, Charadriiformes, Scolopacidae. The transcript has 4 exons.